AGUCUUUAGCUGUCAGUCCAGUAAACAGUAAUAGCUUAAUAGUAUUCAACUUCUCCCAUCCACUUUUCAAUACAAUACAGUUGAAGAGUUUUAAUGGUGAUUUAAUGGUAAUUGGCUUUCCUCUUUUAUAUAAUUCUGUUGCAGGUUUUUCAGCUCAUCUAACUCAACAACUUCAUAAAUUCCUCCAUUCAUUCUCAACCCCCGUGAUUGCAUGACCCUUCCCUUCCCCUGUCUACUAGUAUCCUCUCUCUCUGUCAAUUAAGUCAAAUCUUAUCUACCUUGAACUACCCACAUGAUUUAGAUCCUCCCUUUCCAUUAUUAAAACCCUCUCACACAAAACCCAUUUCUCAGAUCCGAUCUUUUAUCAAGAAUAGAGUGUUAUAAUGGCGGGUUGUGUGUACGAAGACUUGUUAUUGCAACCAGCCUGGGUUCUUGGUCUUUUAGCCCUUGGUGUGAUUGCAGUUUUGAAACCUGUUUUGAUUUUCUUAAGAUGGGUUUACAUAACUUUCCUAAGACCAGGUAAGAAUUUGAAGAAAUAUGGUUCAUGGGCAAUUGUAACAGGACCAACAGAUGGUAUUGGAAAAGCUUUUGCAUUUCAAUUAGCAAGAAAAGGACUUAACUUAAUAUUAGUCGGUAGAAAUCCAGAUAAAUUAAAAGAAGUAUCUGAUUCCAUUACACAGAAAUUUGGAGGAAAGAUACAAAUCAAGAAUGUAGUUGUAGAUUUCUCUGGUGAUAUAGAUGGAGGAGUUAAGAAGAUACAAGAAGUCAUUGAUAGUUUAGAUGUUGGUUUAUUGAUUAAUAAUGUUGGUGUUUCGUAUCCAUAUGCAAGAUUUUUCCAUGAAGUUGAUGAAGAGUUGUUAAAGAAUUUGAUUAAGAUUAAUAUUGAAGGGACUACUAAGGUGACACAAGCUGUUAUACCGGGUAUGUUGAAGAGAAAGAAAGGUGCUAUUGUCAAUAUUGGUUCUGGUGCUGCUACUGUCAUUCCUUCUGAUCCUCUUUAUGCUGUUUAUGCCGGCACUAAAGCGUAUAUUGACCAGUUCUCAAGGUGCCUCUUUGUAGAGUACAAGAAGAACGGAAUCGAUGUGCAGUGUCAGGUCCCACUGUAUGUGGCAACAAAGAUGGCUUCAAUCAGAAGAGCUUCUCUCGUUGUGCCAUCAACAGAUGGUUAUGCUAGAGCUGCUAUGCGGUGGAUAGGCUAUGAACCACGUUGCACUCCUUACUGGCCGCACUCUGUUAUCUGGACUUUGGUGUACAUGUUGCCAGAGUCUUUCGUGGAUGCAUAUCGUCUAAACUUCUCCCUCGGUGUCCGUAAGAGGGGUCAACUCAAAGAUUCCAGGAAGAAGGAAUGAAGAGUAUUCUUGCCAUUGUGUCCAUUGUUCUCCUCCCUUAAUCGAUGGACUUAGGUUUAGCAACUUGAUAGAUGAUUCUUGCUACCACAGACUGGAAACUAAGUUUUAGAAUAUUAAUGCACUUUUCAUGUUGUAUCGUUUAAUGCUCUCUUUACCUUCUAAGGCUAAGUACAAAAACUUGGAUGAUUUAUCAAUGUACUUCUUUUGCCCAUUAUUUCUUUCUGGUGUACCAAAUGUCAAGUUUCUGUUAA
Messenger RNA from Papaver somniferum (opium poppy), 1600 nucleotides. Its product is annotated as very-long-chain 3-oxoacyl-CoA reductase 1-like. The record is from RefSeq and is a predicted model, not a curated record. Bases 384 to 1349 code for a protein of 321 amino acids. Gene Ontology annotation, cellular component: endoplasmic reticulum. The transcript has 3 exons. Gene Ontology annotation, molecular function: ketoreductase activity. NCBI's taxonomy places the organism in Eukaryota, Viridiplantae, Streptophyta, Magnoliopsida, Ranunculales, Papaveraceae.